AUGUCUCACAUGCCUGAGGCCGGCUGGAAUCUUGUCAAACCAUGGGCUACGGAGAAACGGAAGGGCUUCUUUGCGGGCGAUGCCGCAGGAGGAAAAAUAUAUCAGGACAGAUUUGUUACACCCGAACAGGGAAUAUACUUUAUUGCACUAAAUUUACAACUGACAAAUGUAACUACUGGCAUCUUAAAAGCAAGUCUGGUAAUUAAUGACGAGUUUGAAAAAAAAAACGGAUUCGAAGGUUUUGUUGGAAAGACCACGUCAACAGAAACCGUAAGUAUGUCUGGAUUUUUGCUUCUUUAUGAGAACGACGUCAUAGCUUGCUACCUUAGUGGCUCAGCGGGAAUCCUGUUGUCUGACAGCACCUUUUCAGUGAUGAAGAUGUCACGAAUAGGUUCUGUCCCAGGUUUUCACGCUGUAUUAUCACGUGACCAAGUUAUUGAGCCUCACACCACCAGCCGACUUAACUACUGGAGAACCAGUGGGUCCAAAGGUUUAUUUGUGAUGCAGAGCGGCACUUCACCUUCUGUUGGACUAUAUUGCUCAAUUGUUGAUGGAAUUCACAAAUUUACAUCAAACAUAAACCUCGAAUCCAAAACCCAAUCGACGAGCGUGGAUGUAAGUAUUGUUUUAAACUCAAAUACUACUUUGGUGAAGAGGUACUCGUCCGGAACAAAUAGAUAUUCCACUAGUGUGUCCGGAAUGUUUAACUUGACACGCGGAGAUUGUGUUGAGAUGAGGAUUGAGUGUACCGAUGAGGGACUCCCUGUAGUCUUAACAGGCACUAGUUUUUCAGGCCUUUUUCUUGAUCGACAAAUGGAGACUAAUCGGCAAUUCUCCGGAAGUUUACCUUCCCACAAUCAAUUGCAAAUGAGUCCUGGAUGGAAUAAGGUACAAAACUGGAUCGUUAACUAUUCAAAAAGGAACUUUCCAUCACUAGAGACGAUUCUGAAAAACAAUCAUAGCAAGUUCAUGCCGGACACUAGUGGAGUGUUCAUUGUGGUAGCUGUCAUGAAUAUAAAUGCCUCAACAGAAAGUCAGAGUGACUUACGAUUGCUUGUCUCAGUCACUGAGCCUUCAUCUGGUAACAGCGGACUAUUGGCGGCAUAUUCAUUCUCUUCAAGUCUCAGGUCAUUAAUUGUCAGCGGUCUUGUUUCGCUUAACAAAGGUGAUUCAUUAAGUGUUUACGUUUAUGGCGAUUCUCGUGAAAGCGAUAUGGUGGAUGGACUGUUUUGUGUUUCUGCUGUUCCCUACGACUGGCCAGGUGUUGCAGCUUCACUUACAGAAGCCAUUCCUCUGAAUUUCCCAGAAUGGACGAAAAUUACUGAAUGGAAAACUAACGGUGUUCCUGGGUUGUUCUCCUUCGACAAUGCAUUCUUUCCAACCAAAGGAGUUUAUCGGCCACAUCAAGAUGGAUCGUACUUUGUGUCCUGCAAUGUAAUUUUUGCAGGUGAAGGCAAGGGGUAUUUGUCAGCUAUAAUUGCUAUCGACGACUCAUUAGAUCCCAGAAAUGGACUUUACGCAUUAGAUGAAAAUCCUAAAAGACUGGUCACCCUUAAUAUGGCUGGUUCCAUAGAACUUAGAAAAGGUCAAAAUGUCUCGGUGUACGUCAAAACUACAGCAUCGUCAUCCUGGAACGUUUCUAUUGAAACAGGCUUUUCAGUGGUGUUAAUUGGAGCAGAUUCUCUUGCUACCCCAGGAAUCUUAGCAGGUAAGGCUAAUUAUACCUGUAUGUAUCUACACGCGCCUGAUUUACAACAUACAUCACAGUGAUUACAUUUACAUGCGUUACAUCACAUCACCUUCCUUUACUACAUUCUACCUCAUAAACACUCAGUAAUCUUCCUGAUUGAAGGCAUCUGAUUAGUUCGCGUUGUCAUGUAUGUGGCGGAUGAUUGGUGAUCCUGAGGCAUGAAACAAAAUUGGUAGUAUUAACUUGCAUUGGAUAUUUAGGCUGAUCCAAAAACCACGAAGAGUGUAACAAAAUUUGGUCUAAAAUACUUUACUGGUAAGAACAUUUUUCAUAUCAGGGAAGGUGCAGUUUCGAAAUAAAAUAAUGCUUUCAUGAUGAUCAUCGGAAAUGCAUGUAAUCUUUAUAGUGUUUGCACCUGCAAUUUUUCUCCAAUUCGAGUAAUUCACUCAGCAGUCUGCUUUGCCGAUGGAGAGGAAUUUCGUAUGUACCUUUUUUGAACGAUGAAAUUAAACAAAUUUCUGAGCGGUAUACGGCCCAAAGAAGACGAUUUAAGCUAUGGCAGUUGGGCAAUCGCUAACGCAAUCGGAGGUGGCACUGACAGACAACAAGGCAGAAUAUUAAAAGCCCUUAUCUAAUCCUUGACUCGGGUCUUACCAUCGUCAAGAUCUUGUCAUGCUUAGGAUCAAUGUAGUUUUUAUUUCCCUGUUACUACUAACUACUUUGGAUUCGCUAUAACUUUUUGAAACUAACUAUCUGUAAGAGGUUGAGAGGAAAUUUCUUUUGGUAUGUUCCCUCUCUCAAUAUCGCUAAUAGUCGCGGAACAUUUAAAUAAAGGCACAUCUUACUACUGGUCACCUCGAUUUCAAAGGAUAAUUGAUAAUUUUAACGUAUGGGAACUACUAAACUUGAACUGUUCUGGUUAAAUGUUUGGGAAUUAUUUAGGCCAGUUAGAUUAUCAUGAAAUCCUUGUGCGAGUCUUGGUUUGUUAUGUGCUUCAAGAUUCAAGACAAUACAUUUAUUUUUACCCUUUGAGUUAGGUGUCUUUGACUGUCAAAGUAGGGCCUUAAUUCUCGUUCGAUGAUCGUCAUCACUAAUCGUGUUUGGGUUUUGUCCUUGACCUUGCUUAGAGUUCUCAAUGGGAAGUUUUGUUUAGGUUUUAGUGCUUGAAGAUUUGUUUUACUAGUACUUUGCAUUUAUUUUAUCACCUAAAUUCAUGUCAUUCAUGAGUUCAAAUCUUAAAUAUUUUUUCUCGAACCUUUCGAUUGAUAGUAAGUAAAUAAGUAAGUAAGUAACAACUUUAUUUAAAGAAAGUGGGGAAUCUCCAUCUAUUCCUCAAACCUACUCUUUUCACUAUGUAAACUCGAAUACCCGGUUGACAUUGUUCAUCCUCUCUCUUUAGUUAAACAAGAGGAAGCCAGCGAAAUUUUCACUGGCGGGGAAAUUGGCGAAUGGAAACUCAUCCAACAAGUGUCUGACCCUUUUUUCCUGAGAAAUUCUCGAUUUGACUCAGCUACAGGCAGGUUCAAGGCUAAAGAAGAUGGUCUUUACCUCAUCAGUGCAAUAAUGUUAAUACUUCACUCAGGAUUAUCUCAAAUCAGAAUGGCCUUUGUAGCAGACGGACAGUCCAUUAAUGUAACAACCUUUCAGUCAAAUUCUUUAAAUUCAAAAAGUGGUGCCUUUGUCAGCACGCUGACGCUAUCCAGUACAGUACACCUUUAUCCAAAUCAGAAAGUUUCGACAUUUAUCGACUUACUUGGCCAAAACAGUUUCUCGUGUAAAGUACUGCCAAACAGUAGUUUUUCCGCCGUUUUAGUUUCUCGAUGGGAAAGUGAUUACACUGCCGGAUUUUUGGCAACCGCAAUCUAUGACGCAUUUGGGCAGACGGGAUAUAAGAAAGUCGCCGACUGGAAAUCUGUGCCGUCAGUUUCUAAAAAGUACAAGAUAACGCCUUCCACUUCAAUAAAUAUCAAGAACAGUGGCUUAUAUUUUCUGCAGAGCGUUUUAAUUAUAGAAGAUUAUGAGGGUGACAAGGCUUUUGAUAGUGGAGUUUGUAUCAAUGGGAUAAUUGCUCAUAAUGGCAUCUCGGCGUCGAAACUCAGUGACGUACAGAAGAGUGGCAAAUUUGUCAUUAGUGCAUUUGGAGUGAUAUUCCUGAGAAAAGGACAGAAUAUUAGCCCAUGCAUAAAAUCUAAGAAAAGAUCUCCUUUCGCCACCAUAAAAGAUUCGUGGUUUUCGAUAGUGCGUUUUCUUCCGCGUCGUCAAACUCCAGGUUUUCAUCAAAUUCUCGAGGAUGGCAAUAAUAAAAAAGUGUUCCCGGGAUGCUCAGUAACAGGAUUUAUGUCAAGGGGUGGAGGCCAACUGGCCUACAUAAAUGGCGACAUAUACAAACCAAAUCCGACAUCACCGAAUGAUAAAGGAAACUUCACUGCACCUGUGAAAGGUACUUACUUGAUAUCUCUCUUGUUCACUCUAAAUGGAAACCUCACUGCAAAUGUCACUGCGUGUGUUGGAAGUCAAAAGUCUGCAGGGUGUCUCGUUAAAAUUUAUGACACUUGGAGAAAAAGAAACUACACCUUUGGGUUCGUUGGACUGAUUGACCUAGAAAAGAACGAAAUAAUUUCAGUCUGUCUUCAGCCUAAAACUGAGAUAUCGUCUCUAAUAGGAGUCACGAUAUCCGUUGAAUUUCGAGGUCAAGCUAACACAACUGUUCAACUAAAGCAUAUCUCCGACUGGUCAAGUUCUACAGGAUGGCAAGAGUUAACUCAGUGGAGAACUCGUGGUGGAUACUCCGUAGAUAAACUUUACGUGAUGGAAAGUGGGCUAUAUAUUCUCUCAAUUAAUUUGCAGAUAAAAGCAGGCGAAAGAAGCCUCUUUGGAGUGAAGUUUGAUGCUAGAGGAUUGUCAAAUCGCAGUGUUUUAUCUGUUUUAGCACACUCCGAAGGAGACGCUAUUGUGUCAUAUAGUGCUGCUGUCGUUGCUCGUCUGAAUGAAUCUGAAACGAUGGCUGCUUCUGUUUACUCCGAUUCGCAAUCAUUACUUGUAACAAACACCACAAUGUUUGCUGCAUUGGUAACUUCAAAUGACAAAUACUCCUGCUUAACACUGCGAUCGAAAACAAGCCAUUACAUCAGUGGAACAUGGUGGAAAGCUAUCGGAGAUUGGGAAAACUUUGAUGAAAAGUGCAAGUCUUCGAACUCAGAUUUCAUAAAAGGAAUAUUUGUUGCUGAACUACCGGGUAUUUACUUCCUGGCUACCACAGUUGUCGUGAAGACGUCACAUUUAUCAAAUCAAACAAGGUAAUUUGAUCUUUCCACUAAUUUUCUAUAGUGUGCUUUCGAGGAGUAAGAUUUUCCGUGUGCAUUUCUUUAAAGCAGCUGCGAAAGAAGAUGGGGUGCAAAUGAUCCACAAAUUGAAACGCAAAUGAUGCGGGACCGAAAAUGAUCUCAGAGGAAAAAAAGGCAAAUUAUCCCAUUGAAAAAACCGGAAUGACAUGGAGUUUGGGGUGGCGUGUUACUGUGGCACAUCAACUAUUCGUAGUUUCCUUCAUUUUUAACUACUUUAGUAAAUAACUAUCGCAACGAACAAAAGCGUAGAAAAUGCAGUCAGCAAAUACAAGUAUUAAGCCGAUAGAAGAUUUAAAACAAACGUCCUUCUUUAGCAAAAAAUGGAUUCAAAUUCACAUCGUGACAAAACUCUAUUGGCCAUGGUCUUGAAAUCAUACUGAAAAUGGGUAUGGGGCGAAAACAGACCCCAGAGACUGGUGAAAAGACGAUUCAAAGGAAGCUUAGGAAAAUUACAUUUUCUAAUGAUUUUGAGAGCUACUUUUGAUUCUCGACGUCGAAUCCUCAACCCUUGACUAAAAAACAAAAAGCUAUCAACUGAGACAUUUUCGGCUCUUAGCAGACCUUUUUUAACGCAUGUGUAAUUCACCCAUGGUGCUGCUAUAUCUAUAUAAAUACGUUUUACUUCCGCAAAAACUUUAUUUCUCUCUCUUUAUCUUUAUAGAUAUAGAGAAUUUAAUUCAGCGUACGAUGUAUAACAGAUAGCAAUAUGUAAAACUUAUGGAAAAUAUCAUUGCCACAGGCUUUUUCAACACGAUCAUUUUCGAGCAGUACAGUUUACCCUUUCGCCGCCGUAAAUUGGACAUUGCACGAUUUUUGAAGGCCUUGUGUACUUGUCGCUGGGUAUCUUUGAUAGCGUUAAUUGUUAUUAAUCUCCGUUCGCGUCUUUCAUUUUCUGGUAGACAGCGUUUAUGACGCUUUGAAACUAUUUCCCCCAGAGUCGAUUGUAUAAAAAUGCUGGCAUAUCGUUUUCGUAUGGAUGGAUCCAAACGAAGGUUUCCGUGUAAGAUGUCGUGACUUAGGCGGCUAAGCAUAAUUGAGGGCCAAGAUUUCAAACUGACAAACUGAUCUUUUUCAUUAUAGGUCGAAAUAUGUCCGGUCAUGAACAUUUAGAAAUUUAGUUUCGUUUCGGCCUCUCUUUUAAAAAUGAUGUACACUUGCCAAAUAAAUCCUCAUAAAAGCAUGCUAGCUUGUACUUACAACUGGUUUUAAAAAGGGAAUGGUCAAACGACGUGGAAUGACUUUGGGUGUUCUCUAUACUCACUCCGGUGCCAGGUUUGGAUGUCUUUUUGAUGGCGGUCAACUUGCAUUUGUAAGAUAUUACUAUUUCAAAUUGUAAACAGACUGGCAAUUUUAUUGCCAUUUGUGAUCAAAGCAGACGAUUGGAGAGAGAACAACAUGUCGAUUGCUGGCAAACUGUGUCAUUAUCAAUAGAACUACAAACUUCAUCAAAUGAGUCCAUCAGAUGAGCAAGCAGCUUAUGGAAACGAUAACUUCCGAUAAGAAAAUAUCCUUCAGUGGAAAAAUUGGGUCCUCCUCUAGCUUUGUAGGUCACGUCAACCUAAUGCCUAUGAACAGAAAUUAAUCCAAAAUUUCUACCCUCACGGUAGCAAGAAAAGAGAAUAAAACUGUUCUGCAUUCUUUUCUUUUCAUUCAAGAAUUAUGGAACUUCUACUUACCGUCAAUGGGGACGCGAUGAAUACCAAUGGAUUAAAAGCUACCAAAAGUGUGACUGAUGGCUUGUCAGUGAUCCUAAGUUUAUCUGCUACCGCUUACCUUGAGCAGUGGCAGACGUUGUAUUUGAUGAUUAGAAGCAGUGGCGAGGGUGAUUUUGAAGUAACCAAUGGAGGCGCAUUUAGCGUGGUACUAUUAGGUAAGACAGCAUAUCUCGUCGUUUUAUUUUAAAUGUGACCCGCUUCCCAAAUUUGGAAAAAGGGUCGUCUUAUGUCUAACUUAAAUUCAUGAUUUGCAAUGGAUUUGCUUCAAGUUUUGUUCCUGAACGUUAUUCUUCGACCUUUUCACAGACAUCAGUUACCAUUCUCGUGUGGAAUGAAAAAAUCAAUUCUUUAUUGUUUAGAAGUUCAAAAACUGUUUGAAAAGAUUUCUUUGAACUUCACUCAUGAUUAAAAAAGUGCUUACUACGUACUACUAAUUAGCCACGAUUGUACUUGAAGAACUGUCUUAAUAUUAUUAUCAUUAGUUGUAGUAGAAGUAGUAAUAAGUAACAGUAGUAGCAGUAGUAAUAGUAGAAGCAAUAGUAAUAGAAGCAGUAGUAGUAGUGGCAACAAUAGCAGAAGUAGUAUUAUCAGUAACCAUGUAGCAGUAGUAGUAGUUUAUGUAGUAGUAAUAAUAGUAGUAGCAGCAGCAGUAGUAGUAUAAGACUUUAGUUUUUACGGGUUUCCUACUCAGAUAAAAAACUUAGAAUCCUCAAAAAAACAAAACAAAGUAAGUUUUUCUAACUAAGAAAAGCUAUCAACUUGUAGUUAAAGUUUAACCUUUUUUACAAGGACGCUGUGUAUGAAUAUUACGCUAAAACACUUGAAAAUCUCAGUUUGGAAGAUUUUUUUGAAUGCAAUAAGCACAUAUCUUUUUUAAAAUCCCUAUAUAUAUUUUUAGAGGAGACAAGGCAGUACAAGACAAUAGGAAACAACAUUAUUCAGUUUGACAAAGGCCCACGUAUAAUACGUCAUCCACCAGCGUACACUAGUCUCGGCGGCGAUCUAGGAUUAAAUGUUUCAUGGAGAUGUGAUGCGGUAGCUAAGGGAAAUGUGUCUUAUCAAUGGCUAAAGAAUAACCAGGUACAUGUAAUGGACCAAAGAAUUGACCAGAAAGUGUAAAAAGCAUUGAAUUAAUCUAAGACCUUUUACGUAAGAGUUUUAAUAUCAAUAAAACAAAAAAGGUUCUUUAUUCCUUUUACAAAUAUUAAAAAAUGAAAUACAAUGUUAAACAAAUAGUGCAGCAUUGACUGUGCUCUGUUCUGUUUUAUAAAAUGUUCAGAGAAAUGCGCGCACCAUGAUUGGUCACGAGCUCAUUAUUAAAGAAAUAAAAAACUCUCAAGUGCACUAUUGAGUUAUAUAAGCAAUUAUAUAACUUUACAAUGCUCGAGGAACAUUUUUUAAAAUUUCUUUUAUAAAAUGUAUCUUGAAUUGCGUGCACUCGUACCGAUGGCAUAGGCUACGUGCAUUAGAUCUCAACGGUGCACUCGUGUGACGUAAGGCGCGUGCUAUAUGGAAAUAUAAUGAACUCGUUCUGACCAAUCACGGGGCGCUUUUCUCUGAACAUUUUGAGAUAGAGCAUGCUUUUUCAACCAAUGACAGCGCGCGUUAUGUUCAAGCUUUAUUUAUAAAAUAUAUUGACUUCAUUCCUGGUAAUGAUGAAAAAGUAGCAUGAUUCGUUUGGUUGAUACUCUAGUUAUGAGGUGGAUUGUUUUUGGUUUGUUUUGUUUUUCUCGUGAUGUUUUAACUUCGAGAUACGGAUCGCGACGUUUCGACUGCGUACUGCGAGUCUCUUAAGGCGAUAAGGUAGAUUGGUCACACCUCACCUAAUAAAGUAUCAUGAUUGCUAUGGUGGGGUGGUGGAUAGCGCGUUUUGAAUAUGUAUUCUGUCUGAAAAAAGGAUCAGUCUGCAGUCGAAACGUCGUGAUACUCAUUGAAGUAAGUUACACGAAAUAUACUCCAAUACUAAUUUCUUACCAAUUUUUAAUUUUUUCUUUCCUGUCUUUUCUGUAACAAUUUUUAGCCUUUUGCACCAUCUCAUGACCUGUCUCUUAUUAACGUGCAAGUAUCACACACGGGUCAAUAUGUCUGUUUGGCGGAAUAUGACGGCAUCAAGGUGUACUCAACACCAGCUGACCUUGAUGUGUUCGGUAAUAUCAAUGUAAAAUAGCCUUAAUCGAAAAUCAUGUACACUCUAUUUUGCUUGUCGUUGUUGCCGCUGUAACAUAGCUGUAAUAUGUUGCUAAUCACAUUUGUACAGAAAAUUGAUGCCUUUAAAAAUACUAGUACCGAUCGUGAUGAAUAUACAAAAUCCUUGUACUUAGAAGAGUUUUCUCAAAACUGUACUGUGUGCAAUCUUAUUCAAGGCUCUGAUAGUUUAUAUCUAAACCCUCAAUCUUUAGAUACCCUUCUUUCAAGAACCUGCUUCAAAGGAGGUUCUUUAUACCACCUCAUGUUAAAAAUUAUAGGGUUGCAUGAUGUUCACAAAUAUUGAGCAAACAUCAUCAUUUUAUCUCACUCAGGCAGCAACACUAAGUUCCUUAAAAAUCCUCUCGACCACAGUAAGCCAAAGUGUUAUUUGUAGGUGAACAAAAGGGAUCUGCAACACUGAAAAGUUUUCCAACACAUUAGAUCGGAACAAUUUGUUUCCUUCAUUCAUUUUUAUUAAUUUUAUCUAUUUUGCUGUAGACACCACGCCACAGUUUGAGACCAGAGAAUUUAAUGCCACAGAAAAUAAAAAUGCUUCAUUUGAGCUUCCUUUUAGUGCUUUGGACAAGGAACGCAUGGCUGCUAUUGUCUCUCUCGUCAUAGUUAAAGGUUGGUAAAGAAAACGGCAAAUAUCCUCUUACCUACAAGGUUGUUGCAUACCUUCAGGACUGAGCGGGUAACUUUAAAAAGUUUACCUCAAACAAUUUUUCAAAAUUCAGUCAAAUUAGGAGGUGCAUCAACAGAAAUGUGUCGGGGAUUUGAUAUUACUAAAUUUUCAGCUGAUUAAGCCUAGUCAGCCGAUUCUUUUCUUCCUUUUUUCUUAAACUGAUUCUCCUCACUUUUAACAGAGGUGAACCAAACAAAAACCAUAAAACGGCUUUUUAUUGUUUGGGUCCAGAACUGUUUCCAAAAAAAAAAAAUUAAUCGCAAGUUAGUAAAAUCGCGUUGAUCCACAACUUUUCAAAGUAAAUUUAUUCUGCUUUUAUAAACGAAAUUCUAGCUCCACAAGAUUGAAUGUGAUCUAAUGUGGGUACCAAGCCAAGCCAAAUAGGAGAUCUGUGGAUGUUAAUAUUAGUGUUUUUUCUUAUGGCUCCUAAUAUCACUGAGGUGAUAUUAGAAUAAUUUGAACAUGGAUUGUUCACCACAAACACUCCCUAGUUUUCCUUUCCUAACCUUUAUCUAAACUAACGCUAGAAAGCAAUAAUCAACAAGCCUGAGUCUUCGUGACGUUUGAAAAUCACAUUUCAAAUCUGCAAAUAGUGGUUUCAAGACAUCCUGCGUUUCGGCAUCCUACAUAACAUUAACAUUUUUAAGCGGUAUUAACUACUGAGACGUAGCCAUUGUAACGUAAUCAGAUAAUCCAACAAUUUCAAUCCAACUGUAAGUUGAUCAUUGCAAAGAUGCAUAGCAUAACACGUGUGCUUGCAUCUGGGAUAUCAGUUCUCGUUGUACUGCGCAAGCUCGUAGAGGCUUGUUACAAAGAACACAAUAACAGGAAACUGAAAAUGUAAAUAUAACUUGAAACGGAUGAACACUGACUAAAAAUGUUCACUGUUCAAGAUUGUUCCCUCAGCCUUCCCGGUUCCCUAGGUAGUAAAAUACCUCAGGUACGUAGGCCUCCUUAGUGGAAACAGGUGUGGGAACGCUUGGUGGAGCGGGCUGAGGAUCUGGCUGCAGGAACUCUGAAGAUUUAACAACUCCAUUAUUUUUGUUUGAUUCGAGAACGGGAACACUUGGCAAAACUAACUGGAACCUGGCUGCGAGGCAGCAGGCAUCUGCAAUGCUGAGGAUUCAGUUCGUAGCUGGGGUAUCCCCUUAGAGGGUCUCCUAGCGGGUAGUCGAAUCUGAGUAUCGACCUUUGACUGCACUCUAUCUUCGUCUCGCAUCCCUUAGAAGUUCUCAGGAACUUUGUAAAGAUGAGAACCAUUUGGGCGCUAUUCUACCAUCUUCUGUGCACACUAUAUAGGAACGUACCUCUACCUGACUACUAACUUGCCAGUACCACAUAUCAGACUUUGAAUGGUGGCAGCUACUUAGUUCCUCUGUCCUCGUAGAUGGACUUCUUAAGAUUCCUUUGUUUUAAUUUGAGCUUGACAUCAGAAAUAAUUUUUGGCUGAAGCAGAUGACUAGCCAUAGGCAGGGAAGUGCGAGUUCUGCGCGAAAAGAGACGCUGUGCGAGAGUGCCGUCCAUUCCUUCUGGGGUGUUCCUAAAGUUCAGUAGAGACAUGUGAGGGUCAUGGCUAGCAUCGAUGUUUUGCAGUUUUAACACUGUUCUCCGCCUUGCCGUUGGACAGCGGAUAUCAUGGCGAAGUUUUAAUGUGUUCAAACUGGUACUCCGCUGCAAACUUCUAAAAACUUCUUCAAACUUUGGUCCAUUGUCUGUGGUAAUAUGGUUCGGAAGCCCAUAUCUUGCAAGGAGCGGCAUUAGUUUGUCAAUAACCCCUCUGGUAGUCUAGAUGUCAGCAUAUCUAACUCGAAGAAAUUAGAGUAACGGUCAGUGGUAACCAGGUAGUCGUCAAACGUAUCGGCUGAAAUGCUUUGCUAUGGUCUUGUCGGUAUUUCUUAAAAAACUAGAGGUUCUCUCUGCUGUUCUUGUUUGUAGCUGUUUCAAAUGCUGCACCUUGAGAUGAUCUCUGUAAUUUGCUUGUAAAUGCCUGGCCAGUAGAAGGCUUCUCUAGCUCUCCUGAGACGCCCCUGAACGCCCAGGUGACCAGCACCUACUUUGUCUAUCAUGGAUUGCGUUAGGGUAGAUGGUACCAUUAUUCGCUCACCCUCGAACACGACACCUUGCUGUAUGGACAACUCUCCUCUGAAAGGAAAGUAUUCCUGCAACUUGAGUGGUACGUAUGGCCUGCUCUCUGGCCAGCCUUGUUUGAUCAUAGUGGCUAAUGCCUGAAGCUCUGCAUCAACUUCCAUGGCACUCUUGAUUUCUGAGAGAGUUAGUUGUCGAAUGGGAACAAACACAAUCAUAUCUACAUUCUCAGGCUCAAUUUCUGUUGGUGAACUCAUGUCAGUGACACUCCAUACUGCUUCUUUGUCACCACUUACUUGUUUAGCACAGGGAAGGAAGGCUCGGCUGAGGGGAUCUUCCAUGUGCAUUUCAGUGCCCUUUCUGUAUGAGACUUCACUGAGUCAAAUUUAUACAGACGCAACAGCAUUCUCUGCAACCGCUUUGGUACACUCAACAGACUCUUCUUCAUAAUGGAUUCUAGGGGUUUGUGGUCAGUGUCGAUAAAAGUCUUUCUACCAUAGACGUAGCCCUUAAACGCUCAACCCCGAAGGCAAUUGGUAAUAACUCCUUCUGGAUCUGGGCAUAGUUAGUUUCCGUAGGAGUGUGGGCCCUAGAGGCAUAAGCGACAGGGUGCCCCUCUUGUAGCAGACAGGCCCCUAAACCACUCAUGGAGGCAUCGCAUUGAAGUAUCGUCUUCUUUUGAGGAUCGAAGAACUUGAGCACUGGCGCUAGGGUUAAUACUUGCUUUACUUGCUCUAAGCACUUGCCAUGAACUCCUUCCUCCCAUACAAACUCAUUUUGCUUCUUGACAAGUUCUCUCAGUGGUUUUGCCAAAUCUGCUAGAUUGGGUGCAAACUUCUGUACGUAAUUUACCAUGCCUAGUACUCUCUGGACAUCUGCCCUAUCACUAGAGGACGGCAUUUUGUUGAUGUCUUUCAACUUGUUUGGAUCAGCGCCAAGACCCUCUGAAGAAUUAAUGUGGCCCAUGGAGCUGAAUUGUUUCUGUCUUACUUGCAUCUUCUCUGAAUUCAACUUGAUACCUUUCUGUCUACAGCGGUUGAACACCUCCCAAGGUUGCGGUCAUGACCUUCAAGGGCUCCUUCAUCCGUGUUGUCUGCUAUAGCUUUUUGCCCUGGUAACCCUUCAAGUGUAAUAUCAAUAAUAUUCAACUGUACGUGCCAGAACCCAUUUUUCGCAUCAAGUAAUAUGAACACACGGGCCUUUGAUAGGAGAGGCAGUACAUCAAGUAUUGUGGGUAAAGGGUAACGAUUUCUGCGUAGGGCUUCAUUUAAGGGUUUUGGGUCAAUGCACAGUCUGACUUGGCCAUUCUUCUUCGUUGUGAUCACCACUGCUGAAAUCCACUCAGUCGGUGAAUCGACCUUUCGAAUCAAUGAAAUAUCUGACAGUCUGUCCAAUUCUUGUUUUAGAGGUUCUCUGAAGACGAUUGGCACUCUCCGUGUAGUUAGCUGGACUGGUUGGACAUUCUGGUCGAUUUCCAGGUGGAGUUGUCCAUCCAGUUUGCAUUCUCCAGUGAACGCAUCCUUGUACUGCGACAUGCAGUCUUCCACCUUAGGACCUUCACUCCUCACGCCAUCCGAGUCCCCUCCAUGGAUAUUCUGUUUGUUGACAGUUAGAAAUUAAAGAUGUUCACUGGCUCUCAAGCCUAAAAUGGAUUUGCAUGCACCACUAACAAUAAGGAACUCAAUGCUGUACCUUUUAUCUUUCUUUGGGCUAACUAACUUCAGUCUUUUCUUGCCCAAAGGUUUAACUUCUGACUGGUUUUACAUUACAAGAGUCAUUGUGGUUUUCUCUAAUUCGUUGAAGCUGUUGUGCCCACAAAGCCUUGUCACCGUCUCAGCAGUCAUAAUGUUUACAGUUGAUCCACUGUCUACUUAAAACUUCUCCUCCUUUUUACGCGAGCAAAGAAGAGAAGAUGAGAAACUGUUCGUGACAUAUGAAUUUAAUGAUACCCUACUUGAAUUACAAAAUCAAAGAAAUUAGAAUGAAGUAUUGGCUUCCAGGUUACAAGUGCGAGGUUCUAGUGUAAAACCCAUUAAUAAAGUUUGGUUCUUACGCAAUUACCGUCAGUUGACAUGUUUCUCUCUUCGGUCAGUCCUGAAAUCUGCUAUUUCCAUGUAAAUCUAGUAAAAAUUUUCCAACUAUAGCCCUAGCUAACUUGAGUCUUAAUACUAAGUUUCUUCAAUUUUAUUUCUUGUUUAAAGAUGGCAAAUGAUAGCUGUUAUGAUUCUUUUCGGUACAAAACUCAACCUAUAUUUCACCUUUCUUAUAUUAUCCAGGAAACACGAAGGGUACGUUUGUACUAUUCCCUGAGGUAGCACAGGACAGAUUCAGUCUAAGAAAUCAAAUUCCAUUAGAUCACGAGGCCAUAAACCUGUUUCAACUGACACUUAAGGCUACCAAUCAGGACACGAAGAAAUCAACUGAAGUCGAAGUGACAAUUCAUAUUUUGGAUGAUAACGAUAAUAAACCGAUAUUCCAUAACAGGUGAGGUAUUGUGACAUGGCUCGUUGAUUUUUACCUCAUGGUGUAGCGUUUGUCAUAUUAUGAGGUUUAAGUAUGGAGGAAAAAUUCACUCACACACUCACUUUAUUUCUUCAUUUGUUCAACAAUUAGUUCAGACAUUAAAACCCGGAUUAAACCUGCUAUCUCAUGCCUCCCCUAGUAGAUUUGCUUCUCUACUAAAAGUCAUGCUAUUGUCUUCUGUUCAAAUAUUUGGGGGAGGGGGGUGGUACAAAGGCCGAAAAUUUUGCCAGGGUGCAGGGAGUAAUCAAAAUUAUUCAAAAUACCUUGCAAAAUACCUGCCUUUGGGCCAGAGGCUUUCUUUUUGUUUCAUCCUUGAUCAAAAUACAUUCGUGUAGACCCUCCAAACGAAGAGGAAAUUUGCGCAAGAAUUGGAGAGUAAAGGGCUUCAAAGUCUUGAAAUUGAUGUUGACAAUAGUCCCAACUAUUCACAUUGAAAUAUUUGUUGGACCGAAGGCGAAAAUCAUCGAGGUUUUUCCUUCUUUUUGCUCCAUUCUUGAUCAAAAUACACCCGUGUAGAACUUACACACGAAGAGGAAAUUUGUGUGAGAAUACUCAAUUGGCAAGAAAAGGGCUUCAAAGUCUUAAAAUCGACAAUGACAGCAGGCCCAACGAUAGAUAUGGCAAUAUUUUGUCGCGCUGCAUGUGCGAUUUUAAUUCAUGCCUUUAAGUUGAUUAUCAGGUAUCCAUUUGGCUGCCACAUGGUUAUAUGUUGCUUAUAUUUGGCUCAUAUCUUGAGGUUUUAAAGGUAUUUAUUUCAUUUGAACUUUUUAUGCGAUUUCAUCCUUUCCUCAAGCUGACUUUCGGUAUCUGUUUUGGCCACAUUUUGCAUAUAUUUGGGAGGUUAUUUACCAUGUUUUGGGUUUUUACAGAUCACGUCGAAUUAAUCCUUUCUUUUUAUCACGCAAUCACCUUGCGAGCUAUUUAACGCGCGGUUAAAUUAUAUUACUUGCUUAGGCAUAGAUAGAAUUGGCCGUCGUUUAGUCCCGAUAUUUUUGUCUCUGUUUGGCCUCUAUUUUAUCUGACCUUAAAAUGUAGGUCUCUAACACAUUUAAAGUUGAUAAUAAGCUGGUCAUUUAAAGAAACGUCACGCGCUGAGGAGAUGACAAAGAUUUCAAGUUCUCACCCAUUUAUUGUUUAAUUAAAAUGUAACAUAAAUUUUAUUGCAUUACAGGUUUUUUUCCAGCGUUUUCCGAAAAGUUGUAAAGUAACAUUUCAAUUUUAAUCUCACUAAUAGGACUGUGAACAUUUCUGUCGAGGAAAACGUAGCAAAUGGAACUUUCAUAUAUCAAGUGAAAGCGAUUGAUAAAGAUUCUGGGAACAAUUCGAGAAUAAAGUAUACUCUGCUGUCAGGGGAGUAUAAGGAAAACUUCGUUAUUGAUGCCUCAUCUGGAAAUGUCUCUGUCAACGGAAACCUUGAUCGUGAAAGCAGGGGUGAUUUCACACUCCUAAUCCAGGCGACGGAUGGAAAGUUUCGAUCAAACAUGAGCUUAUUAAUAACAAUAUUGGACGUGAACGAAUUCCAACCAGUGUUUAAUCCACAGUAUUAUAAAAGAAACAUUUCAGAAAUGGCUUCAUUUGGGACGCCGAUCAUUCGAGUUUCUGCCACAGACGAGGACUCAGCAGAGAAUUCCAUAAUACAUUAUAAAAUCAUUAGCGGUAAUAUUAAUGGCACUUUCGGCAUCAGUGAAACAAACGGAACGAUUUUGCUUCAAAAAUCAUUAGAUUACGAGACACUGAGCGGUUACAAACUUCUUGUAGAGGUCUCCGACGGUAAAUAUAAUUCAACCGCGAACGUUUCAAUUCAAGUCGAAGAUUUCAAUGACAAUAGUCCGUACUUCACGAAAAACCUUUUUUCAACUACCAUUUCAGAUGAUAUUCCUAUAGGAUUUGUGGUAAUGAAUUUGACAGCACUAGACAGCGAUAGUGGCUGUAAUGGAUACGUGACGUAUUCGUUAGCGGAAAACCUGCGGGAAAACGACCAUCUACAUCUAUUCCAUGUCAUUCCUACAAGUGGAGCCAUCAUAACUUUAGACAAACUCAAACUGAACGCACCCCUAGUUAAAUACAGGUUUUCUGUCAUCGCUAGUGACCAUGGUAUUCCGAGUAGGCAAUCGCGUGUAAACGUCACGAUUAUCGUGGAAGAUGCAAACAACUCUCCCCCUGUGUUCACAGAUUGCCCAGACAUUAUAGUAAUAGGGUCAACCAAACCAGAACAGCACUUCUUUAAUGUCUCGGCUUCCGAUGCCGAUUAUGGAUCCAAUGCCAACAUCGGUUACUUUAUUGACGAUGGACCAUCCUCAGAAAUGUGUUCUUCAAACUCAAACAUGUUUCAAGUUGAUGAAAAGGGAGCAGUUCGUAACGUACAAGAGCUGGAGGAGAAAUGUAUUUAUAACAUAACCAUAUGUGCGACGGACGGAGUGAAAUUUGAUCGAUGCACAGUUACUUUACGCGUCAAUCUGCCUGAUGAACCCACUGCCGUAGAAAGGACAGGUGAGCUAGCUUUUUUGCCCAACACCUUCAUCUCAGGGUUACGAAUUUGGCUGAUGCAUUUAUCUUUACGUGAAAAGUGUAUUUCAUUUUAUUUCUUCUUUUACCAAAACACUGUUUGGUAGCUUUUCUUUUAGAGUCACGUCUCCGUGAUCUUGAAAAUGGUCACUUUCCCACCACACAAUGAAGGGAAAUAAAGUGUUAAAACUGAAUAGGGGUCUGUUCUUGACCUUAAUCCAUCACCCUUUGUUUCGCAAAUGCCUGCUAAAAGCGUCAAGACCCCACGCAUCUUACCAUCAUCAAAUCUUACGAACGAGCGCACCUUUUCAACUGAACGUAAGUCGUCUUAUUUAGGAUACGUAUUUAUGAGGGUUGUCUUCAAGUUUCAGCCUUUACCUUGACGUAUGCAUCGAGUGUGGUUGAUUAAGGCGUCAAACUGACUAUGCACCGAGAAAUUUAAAACAUAUUUUGGUCAUCGUUUCGUGACGUAACGUAUUUCGGAGCUACUUCUGUUAUGGAGACAGAUAUCCAAUUUUACAACAGAUAUCUGAAAUUUUUCUGACUCAUUUUCUUUUCCUGUCCUCAGAUGAUCCUCAGGGCACGCAAAUAAUUGUCCUGAGCAUUAUAGGCGUCCUCCUAAGCGGUUUUAUUUUGGGUCUGAUCAUUAUUUGUUGCUUCCGAAGGAGAAGAAUAAGGUAUGUGUAAUGGCUUUAAUUUUCUUAAUCUAAGAAUAAGGUAUUUACGAGAAGAAAAAAAGUUGGAUUGAGCAAUAUCCGAAAAAAGGAGAAAAAUUUAAAAAUGUGAAAUCUGAGUGUAAAGACAAUAGCUUCAUACAACGAAAGGGGAUCUAGACGAUUUUAUAAUAAAGUUCGGAUAUAACGCGCGCUGUCAUUGGUUGAAAGAGCGUGCUCUAUGAGAGUAUAGAGCAUAGAGCUGAGCUAAAGCUGUCACGCCAUCUGCCAUAUUGUAGCAUGUUCGACCUUUUCCGGGACUUCUUUUUAGCUUUUUUCCGAUAAUUGAAGGUGAAAUUUCGGAACAAGCGAGCCGGCAAGUAGCAACAGAAGAACCAAACAAACGUUUGUAAACAUACCAGGCGCCGUGAUUUACGUUAUUAAAACGUGAGCAGAUACGAAAAUCCUCAAAGGAAAAACAAAAUAGACAUUCCGAGUUUAAAGAUUUUCACGCUCAGUUAGAUUGCAAGCUUACGUACGGUAAUAAAAAUCAAACACAGCUAACACUCAUAUAGUAUAUAAAGUUCAGUGUUCAAAAACAAAACAGAAAAAAAACAGAAAUGAUGAAAAAUAUAACCAAACUGGCAUAAUUGUUAAAAUUCAUACUAAUCAUGACGAUGUCUGAGAGAAUAUGAUCAUGCUGAAGUUCAUCGCGGCUCGCUCAUCAUGGCGAUCUCCAGUCAUCACAAUAAAGCAAGCCUCAGAAACUACAUCGGCCGCCCUUCGAGUGAAAAAAUAAGAGCUUGCUCUGAUAUCCUUUCCGAUACGUUGAGUGGAAAGUCACAUCAGUCACUGCAGCCGAGUUUUGCGGCGCUGUCAUCCCGCGCGAUCUUCAUGUUCUGGUGAAUUCGGUUGUCGUUCAUUCAACAAGCACUCGCCUUGAACAGUUUGUUUUCUACCUUGUCAUGUGAAAAAACUCACGUGUUUUUAUGAGCCAUAAUUCGGCUGAAGUUCACUGAACAUUUCACUUCAAGAUUCUGUAUUAGAGACUUAAAAACUUCAAGCAAAAGUGAGUGUUAAAUUCGACUUGCCGAACUAUUUUAGUUUGUAAACUAUCGUAGAAUGUGAACUUUGAUGGUUUUGAACUUUUGGUUUGACACUUUUGACAGUCUUUGUACAGCCAAUCAGAUUAUUUGAACCAUUCUAACAGGGAUUCUGAUUGACUUAUUGUAGCGUGCUUUAUGAGAGUAUAGAGCAUGCUGACGACACUGUUGUUCGCUUUGGAAAUAAAGUUUGUUUUGAAAAUUGAAUGUAAUGCUUGGGCAAUUUAACGGAUUCUUUAUUAUAAAACAAAUAGAGAAGCCUUGACUGUACUCUGUUCUGUUAUAUAGCACUUAGGAAGCGGCUAGAGCACUCAAGAAGUGGGAAGAAACACUCGACUGCGUCUCGUGUUUCUCCCUACACUUCUUUCGUGCUCUAGCCGCUCCUGCGUGCUUUAUAACAGAACAGAGCACAGUCAAGGCUUCUCUAUUUGUUAAAUAGCGUUAAAAAAUGUCUUCUAAUCAUAUAUAUAUAUAUAUUUAUGAACAGUGUUUAUGCAAUGGCGAAGAAAGACAGAAACAAGGCUGAAUCUGAAUUGUAACAAUUUACUGGAUGCAAUGAAAACAGAAUGGCGCAGUAGGAGCGGGGUACGUGGAAUGCGGAACUAGUGGUCAGCAUUAUUUUAUAUAAACUUAAAACAUCUCAGGAUUAUUCUAAGGGUUAAGUGGUAGCGGUAGGACUACAGAUGAAAUUUACGAUUCGAAUUAAAAAAUGAAAUAACUUCUUUAGAAAACCGUUGUACCUUUGGUGCGUCAUUCGAUUUUUUAACAUAUGUUCUGCAAAUCAUUAAAUUCAAUUUCAAAAUACAUUCCAAGUUGAUAACGGAUUGAAAAAAAAAACAUUUAAUAGAUAUCAAGAUCCUGAUAUCGUUCUUUUUUAUACCAUUUUUCUCUCUCUCUGUUGUGUAGCAUUCAGUAAGCUAUGGUCUUCUAUGUUUGAUCAUUUGAUCUGAAUAGAGAUACUGCAUGGUUGAAUAAUGACUUCAGAGCAUUGCCGCCACGAAAACGUGCUGUUAGAAGGCCAUAACGCCUACGUCAAAUUAGUUUAAAUGAUAAAUCAAUGCAUAACAACUGACGAAAGCUUGUAUCAAUUCAAAUUCUCUGCUUGAUUCUGAUCAUGAAAAUGUUGAAGAAUCUUCCGCUUCAAGCUAUGAAUCCGAUGAAGAAAAUCCAGAGCCUGGGGACAGGAAUUUUUUCAUGACCGUGGAAGACGAAUUUCUCGUAUUAGUGAAAAUAGACUAGGAUUAUUUUACCCUGAUUUAUCUGUGAGAUUUAAUGUGUGUGAAGAAACUGUUUCUAUACUGUUCACAAUUUAGUUUAAUUACUUAUGUGAACGUUUUGGUGUGUUAAAGAUCUGGCCAGACAGAAAUUUUUUUGCUUAGCUCCCACAUACUCAAAGUUAAUUGAAAAAAAUCACAAGGAAUGUCAAUAGUAUGGCACAAAAGUGGUUAUGAGGUAAAUGGGAAGCAAUAACUUUAGAACCUCAUUUGUAUCACAUGUAAUACAUCAAGGUUUCUUGAAGUAUUAAUGAAAGAAUUUUAUACAUGCCAAAUAAGCUUCGUGUCUGGACAAUCUCUUUCCCUUUCCCAGUGGACAAAGGGCAGUAAAUAUUUCCCUGUAGAUUCUAUGUAGAGGCCCCCCCCCCUACAUGUAGCUGUUCAUUCAUAAUUUUUCUAAAAAGGCC
Messenger RNA from Pocillopora meandrina, 20171 nucleotides. The record is from the annotation of a GenBank genome assembly. NCBI's taxonomy places the organism in Eukaryota, Metazoa, Cnidaria, Anthozoa, Scleractinia, Pocilloporidae.